ACAGUGCGCACGCGCGCAUAGACAAACUAUUCUGCCUCCUCAACUUCGCAGAAAGUUUUACAGAAAAGAAAAAGGGGAGAUAAAGCGGCGGCGCUGAAAUGGCAUUCCGCAGGAGGAGCAAAAGCUACCCUUUCUUCAGUCAAGAGUUUUUCAUUCAGAAUCAUGCGGACUUGGUCUUUUGCUUGGUGGUUUUAAUUCUAAUUGGAUUGAUGUUUGAGGCAACCGCAAAAACAGCUUUCCUCUUUAUUCUUCCUCAGUACAACACCACCACUUUUCUUCCAGAGGGAGAAGAGUCUCUGUAUCACUACGGCUGGAGGGACUGUAUCACCAUCUUCUUCUAUUUUCUCAUCGCCAUCAUUCUCCACGCUGUGGUACAGGAGUACGUGUUAGAUAAAGUCAACCGACGACUCCACCUUUCCAAAAGCAAGAACACGAAGUUUAAUGAGUCGGGACAACUCUGCGUGUUCCAUCUGGUCUCGUCCGUGUGGAGCCUCUAUGUUCUCAUCACGGAAGGAUACAUUCAAAAUUUUAGCAGCCUAUGGGAGAACUAUCCUCAUGUUCCCCUCAGGUUCCAGGUGAAGUUUUUCUACCUCUUCCAGCUGGCAUACUGGCUCCAUACCCUGCCUGAGCUUUAUUUCCAGAAAGUGAGAAAGGAGGAGAUGCCUCGUCAGCUGGCGUACAUCUUGCUGUACCUCCUGCACAUCACACUGGCCUACCUCCUUAAUCUGACACGAGUAGGCUUGGUGCUACUCUUCCUGCAGUAUCUAUCCGAGUUAGGCUUCCAUGUCUCCCGGCUGUUCUACUUCAUCGACGAGAACCAUCACAAGCUAUUUGAUGUGUGGGCCGUGAGCUUUGUGUUCACCCGCAUGGUGACCCUGACCUUGACGGUUCUGGCGGUGGGUUUCGGGUUGGCGCGGGCGGAAAACCAGGGCUUGGACUUGGAAGCAGGGAAUUUCAACACCAUUCUAAUCAGGCUAACAGUACUCCUGACCGUGUGCUUCACCCAAGCCUGGCUCCUAUGGAAGUUCAUCCGCUUCCAGCUCCGGCGGUGGCGGGAAUAUCGGCGGGAGCAGCCAGCGCGCAAACGGCUGGCGCCUAAGCUUCCCCUGCGGACACUCAAGCGGGACGUAGGACAUCACGAAAAUGGCAUUAUCAAGGCGGAGAACGGAGCCUCUCCACGAACCAAAAAGAUCAAAGCUCCCUAACUCCUGUCGUCCUGUGCUGGACCCGAUUUGUGCCUUAUGAAUGCAAUAGGAGACUGGUUUAUCGUUUUAAUACCUGCCUGGAUGUCUGAAGAUGUGGCAGGUGCCAGACCUCUGGGGAAUUGAGAGCCAUAUUGGGAACGGUAUCCAAUUCCCCCACUCUGACAGAUAUUUCAUUCUCUCAUCAGUAUUUUUCAUGUCAAUACGCCUGGCUGUUUUCUAAAGUUCCCUGUAGUCUUUUUUUAAAAAUGUUGGUCAUACUGUGUUGUCAUUUUACCUUUUCAGUACCUUUUUAAAAAAAAAAAAAACACAAAAAUUUAUAUACUAUACCUGUAAGCACUUUUUCCGUGUUUCACCCCACAUGUCCCAAUAUUAGUGUGAACCUUUCCAGCUGUAAUGGCAAAGCAGGAGAAGAGGGUAGGAAUUAUGUGCCCAUCCCCCACCCCCAAAUGUAUGCUUUCUUGCAAGUUCUGGUGCUGCCUAGCGUCUGGGUCCAACAAGGGAAGAGGAUUGUCAAGCAGAGCAGCCAAGAUGCCUUUCAGGUUUAAAUGUCAGCUUGGAGAGCGGGCUAUUGCGUCGCUUGCAAGACUAUGCAACUUCACAGCCCCCCCACCCCACCUCUGGCCAGUUACAGACCUGCAAUGAAUGAGUCAGUAAAACAGAACAUUUACUGUGACUGAAGUCGACGCGUUGAAGCGUUUGUUUUGAGUAAGUGUGCCUUGUGAAAACUCUGGCAGAGUGUGACUGUUUCAUCAGGUGUUUUAAGUAUCUGAUAUCUGAUCUUAAAAUAAGCACCUUUUCAUAGCUUCUGGUAAUAAAUCUUUAAGAAAAAACAAA
Molecule: messenger RNA, 2039 nt
Organism: Paramormyrops kingsleyae
Lineage: Eukaryota; Metazoa; Chordata; Actinopteri; Osteoglossiformes; Mormyridae
Product: translocating chain-associated membrane protein 2
Biological process (GO): SRP-dependent cotranslational protein targeting to membrane, translocation; protein insertion into ER membrane
Cellular component (GO): endoplasmic reticulum membrane
Source: RefSeq, a predicted model, not a curated record